CCAAGCCUUUGUACGAUUACUUUAUUAGACCUAGAGAAGAGUUCGACUUCACCGAGCCACCGACUACAUUAAGAAGAUAACUAAGUAUGGAAUCAGUUAUAAAAGCACGCGAACGUUUAGCUAAAUUCCCCUUAAUAUUCGCCAAAUGUUCGAAACAGAGUGCUGUUUACGCACAUUGUGUAUUACUUAAAGAGGAAGUUAAAAAGGACGAUUGUGCUAAAGAGUUUAAAGAAUUCUAUACUUGCUUACAAUCCGCAGCGAAAGAAUUAAAAACGAAAAUUUAAGAUGGACGUUGUAAAU
This is a messenger RNA of Papilio polytes (common Mormon), 300 nucleotides long. RefSeq lists its product as uncharacterized. Gene Ontology annotation, biological process: mitochondrial respiratory chain complex I assembly. The record is from RefSeq and is a predicted model, not a curated record. Lineage: Eukaryota; Metazoa; Arthropoda; Insecta; Lepidoptera; Papilionidae. Gene Ontology annotation, cellular component: mitochondrion. Bases 87 to 284 code for a protein of 65 amino acids. The transcript has a single exon.